UGCACCGACCUCAACGCUAUCUGCAAGUGUGCCGGCAAGGGUCUCGCUGUCAACUCGGACUGCUCGUGCCGCAAGCGCUGCACCUGCUGGGACCAGUGGGCCUGCUGCAAGAAGGGUGGCAAGAUCGACGAGAACUGCCAGUGCAUUAUCCCCUCCAAGUCGACCAAUGGCGGUGGUGGUGGCGGCGGCAAGCCUGGCAAGCCUGGCCACUGGUGGAAGUGGAAGCGUGACGGUCUUUGCGGCACCCAGACCGCCUGCCCCCUCUUCGACGGCUCCAACGAGUACGAGUGCCUCGACACCCAGUCUCACCUUGAGUCGUGCGGUGGCUGCGCAUCUGAGGGCACUGGCCGUGACUGCACUGCUAUUGCUGGCGCCGCCGACGUCGCUUGCGUCGCUGGCCAGUGCGUUGUCUCCAAGUGCCUCCCAGGCUUCGAGGCGAACUCGACCUCGUCGUGCCUCCCGCGCCUCUCGGCCCAGCUUUAAGCAGCUUCGCCGCUCACGGUCCCCCGAUUUCUCAUCUCCAUCGGGCAUCAGCACUCUCCUUUUCGGCGUGUACGUCUUCGAGAACAUUGGAUCCCGGUCGACCCGUCUUACCGCGCGCCGGCCGCUAUCAUCUUCUUUCCGCAUCAUCGUUUCGGCAUAGACUCAACAUCCGACCCCUAUCCCUCACCAUCUCCACGGACCUUUUGGACGUUCACCCCUUCCCUCCCCUUCUAUCGUAUAAUCCGC
Molecule: messenger RNA, 729 nt
Organism: Cutaneotrichosporon oleaginosum
Lineage: Eukaryota; Fungi; Basidiomycota; Tremellomycetes; Trichosporonales; Trichosporonaceae
Source: RefSeq, a predicted model, not a curated record